Solanum tuberosum (potato) is the source of this 642-nucleotide messenger RNA. Its product is annotated as cytochrome b561 and DOMON domain-containing protein At5g35735-like. The coding region runs from base 1 to 642 and encodes 213 amino acids. The transcript has 4 exons. The record is from RefSeq and is a predicted model, not a curated record. Lineage: Eukaryota; Viridiplantae; Streptophyta; Magnoliopsida; Solanales; Solanaceae.
AUGGUAUUUGUGGUUGAAAAUGGCCAAUUCUUGAAAGAGAGGCGGAUUCAAGAUUUUAAUUUUAGAGGGUCGGAGUUCAAUCUUUAUGAUGUUACCGCUAAACCAAUUGCAUGUUUCUACGUACAUGGGGUUGUAAACAUUUUUGGAUGGGGAAUCCUCUUACCUAUAGGUGUAAUAAUUGCAAGAUAUUACAAAAGACAUCCAUUAAAAUGUGAGGAAUGGUAUUCACUUCAUGUACUUUCAAAAGUAGCAGGAUUUGUUUUGGGCACAAUUGGAUGGGGUCUUGGCAUGUCAAUGAUGAAAAAUUCACCCAAAGAUCAACACACUAUGAUGAGUACUCAUGGAAUUAUUGGCACCAUAAUCUUCACUUUCACUACUAUCCAAGUUUUGGCGAUAUGUUUGCAGCCAGAUGAAGAAAAUGUAUACAGGAAAUAUUGGGUGAUAUACCAUAACAUUUUAGGUUAUGCUUUGUUAAUCCUAACAAUUGUAAAUAUAUUUCAAGGAAUUGACAAGGUAGAAGCAAGUCAUAGAUGGAAAUGGUCUUAUGUUGUAAUUGUAAGUGUUUUGGGAUUGAUUGCUCUUGUUUUGGAACUUCUUCCAUGUUGUAAUAUGAUUAAAAAUAAAUUUUACAGUAGUAUUUAA